UUUUUUUUUUUUUUUUUUUUUUUUUGUUUGCUCGUCGUUUGGCAUGGGUUCGGACGACCACGAAAGCCCGCUUCGCUCUGCGGCACUCGAAGUGCUUGAGGCGCUGAAGGAAAACCAGGCGCCGAUGGACGAGGCGUUGAAGGCCGCGUACCGAUACGCGACGUCGCUCAAGCAGACCCUGGCGCUGUCUGCGGCAUUCCUCGACUCGAUGCAGGCCAUCGCUGACGCUGCGCAGCGAACCAAAGGGCAGACGCCGCGGAUUGGCGCGUCGCUGACCGAGCUGAUCAACGCGCAGCGCCGUGUCGAGGCCAAGCGCAACGCAUCGUGCUCGCUCAUCACGACCGCCUUCAUCAUGCCCGUGCGCGAGCGGAUGGGCAACGACCUCAAGCAGUUUGGCGUCCUCGAGAAGGAGUACGAGGCCAUGACCCGCAAGGCCAAGUCCACCCUCAAGAAGGCCGCCGUCAACUCGGUCCGCAUGACCAAGAAGGUCAAAUCCGGCAAGGACGCCUCCACUGCCCUCGACUCGGCCAUGCGCGAGGUCUCCAAGGCAGAGAAGCUCUUUGACGAUGAGCAGCGCAAGACUCUGAAAGAGUUCUUGACGGAAGAACGAAAGCGCUUCUGCUUCCUCGUCUCGUCGUACAGCGCGAUCGUCAGCUCAGAGUACGAUGAACACUACGAAGGCAUUGCCAUCGACCCCAAGAUGCGCGUCUGCCUGGAACAGGCACUUUAUCCCGACACGCUGCCAGAGGACUCGCUCAAGUACGUCGAAAGCAUCCAGUCGAUGAAGUCAGGCGCGUCCGAAACCAACCUCGCGAGCGCGUCUGGCGGCAGCGGCGCGUCGUCCCUCCACUCGAUUCCGGAGGCUACGGCGGCAGCGGCAUCCAGCUCGAGUGCCAUGCCCCCUCCGCCCGCAGCGGCCACUCUGGACAAGAAGAAGCGCAUGUCGUUCAUCCGUAAGAAGGACGACUCGGAGAAGGCUGACAAGAAGGCCGCCGAGAAGGCAGAAAAGGAGCGUGAGAAGGCUGAGAAGGAGCGGGAGAAGGCAGAGAAGGAAGCCGCCAAAAAGGGCCUCGCCUCCACCUCCACUUCUUCGUCCUCCUCUUCUGCACCCCCGCCUCCACCACCUCCAUCUGCCGGUGGCGCCCCGCCUCCCCCGCCACCGCCUUCUGCUGGCGGUGCCCCGCCUCCGCCGCCGCCGCCGCCGUCCGGUGGUGCAUCGAUGCCUCCGCCGCCCCCACCACCAGCCGCAGGUGGAGCGAUGCCCCCUCCGCCGCCUCCCCCGUCCAUGGGCGGAGGCAUGCCACCGCCACCACCACCGCCGGCAGCUGUCAAAGCGGCUGGACCACCACCACCGCCGCCACCGCCGCCGCCGCCGGCAGACGACGACGAUCUGCCUGACGCGUCCAACAACCCGAUGCUCGCUGCCUUGCAAAAGAAAAAGCUGAAGGCUGCCUCCACGAACGACCGAUCCGGCCCGCAGCUGUAACUUAAUUAGUUUGUGUUUUUUUUUUUUCUUCUUCUUCUUUUGUUCUCCUUGUUCUCCGUUCCGCGCAAUGCUGCCAGGCUCGUGAGCAGUCAACGCGAAUCUCGGUGCAACCCACCCAUGUGCUCGCCGUGUCGUGUCUUGUGGAUUGGGAUCCGUUUGUAUUGAAUUUGUCAAAGGUUUGAUAUUUGAUUUUUUGUAUACUUUUUUUGCGUUUUUUUUUUUUCCUCCUCCCCCCCCCCAAAUGCCCACUCUCUGAGUGGUGUGCUCAAUAAACAAGCAUUCGUCUCA
Messenger RNA from Capsaspora owczarzaki ATCC 30864, 1774 nucleotides. RefSeq lists its product as hypothetical. The record is from RefSeq and is a predicted model, not a curated record. NCBI's taxonomy places the organism in Eukaryota, Filasterea, Ministeriida, Capsasporidae. The coding region runs from base 44 to 1486 and encodes 480 amino acids. The transcript is spliced from 2 exons. Gene Ontology annotation, biological process: plasma membrane organization.